Molecule: messenger RNA, 1683 nt
Organism: Naegleria gruberi
Lineage: Eukaryota; Heterolobosea; Eutetramitea; Acrasida; Naegleriidae
Exons: 6
Coding region: 19-1647 (542 amino acids)
Molecular function (GO): lyase activity
Source: RefSeq, a predicted model, not a curated record
AACGAACAAGUAAACACAAUGAGAGUUUCACCUUCAGUUUUUGCUAGAGCAUUCAAAUCAAUUAUUAAACCAGGUAAAGAGAAGGGUAAAUUUACCAAGGAUAUGAUUUUGGGAUUACCUUCUACUCCUAUUAUGUCUCCUUCUUAUCCGAGAGGACCAUACUUUUUCAAGAACAGAGAAUACUUUAUUGUUACGUAUGAAACUGAUGCCGAAGCUCUUCGUGCUUUGGUUCCAGAACCACUUGUCCCUAAUGAAAAUAGUCAUGUAUUGUAUGAAUGGAUUAACAUGCCAGACUCUUCUGGUUUCGGAUCUUAUUCCGAAUCAGGUAUUGUCAUUCCUUGCACUUAUAAUGGAGAAUCAGUUAAUCUUACUCUCCAAAUGUAUUUGGAUAUUGAACCACCAAUUGCUGCUGGUCGUGAAAUUUGGGGUUUUCCUAAAAAACAUGCUCACCCAUCCAUGAAAUGUAUUCAAGAUACAGUUGUUGGUGUUAUGAAAUAUAAGGGAGAAACUGUUGCUCAAGGUACAAUGGCUUACAAACACACUGAACUUGAUCAUGAUACUGUUUUGAAAUCAAUGGGAAAGACCAAUAUUAAUUUGAAGAUUAUUCCUGAUGUUGAUUUCAAGCCAAAGAUUGCCCAAAUUGUUUCAUAUAACUUGCAAGUUAAAAAGUUGCAUUUUGCCUUUGAAGGUCCAGCUAGAUUGCACUUGGUUGAAAAUGUUAAUGCACCAGUUGCUGAUUUGCCUGUCAAGAAGGUUAUUCAAGGUAAACACAUGAUGGCUGAUAUCUUGUUGCCAUACGGUAAUGUUUUGCAUGAUUAUCUCGAACCAACUGAAGAAAAUAAGGCUGUUUCUCAAAAAUUCCACCAAAUGUUUGUCCAACCAGGUCAAUACAGAUCAAUCUUUACCGAAAAGAAAAUUACAGAAGAGUCAUUGGCAAUGCCAGUAACAUGUCCAUCCUAUAAGCCAUCUGCUUCAAAGCUCCAAGACAGAGAAUACAUGGUUAUCAAAUAUGUAACAGAUAGAGAAUCUUUGUUGGAAAAGAUUCCAGAUCAACUCACUCCAAAUGAAGACAAUAUUGUAAUUCUUCAAUUCGUCAAUACUCAUGGUACUGGUAUUGGUAGUUAUUACAAGGUUGACUUGAUUGUUCCAUGUACUGAUAACGAAGGUAACUCUAUCCACUUUAACACUAUGAGUUUCUUGGAUUCUUCAUCUCCAAUUACAUAUGGUAGAGAAUGUCUUGGUUUACCUCAAAAGUUCUGUGAUGGUAUUACAUUCGCUCCAACUCAAGAUACUUUGAAGGGUACAUUGGAUUGCAAUGGUUGCAGAGUUGCAACUGGUACAAUGUCCUACAAGUAUGAAAGAAUGGCUUUCGAAGAUGUCGUUUCCUACUUGUCCACUCCUCAAUUAUUCUUAAAGCAUAUUCCUGACGUUCGUGGUGAUCCAGCUAUUGUUCAAUUGGUUAGAAUGGAACAUGCCAACCUAAAUGUAACUAGUGCCUAUAAGGGAGAUGCUAAGCUUGCACUCAUUCCUCACGUUAACGCUCCAAUUAGUGAUCUCCCUGUCAAGCAAGUUGUUGGUGCCUUUAACUUUAAGGUUGACAUGAUCAUGCCUGCUGGUCGUGUUCAUCAUGAUUACCUGCAACAUUAGAUUUGUAAAUACAGUAAACUAUUUAAAUUCCGAAUU